Clupea harengus (Atlantic herring) is the source of this 3055-nucleotide messenger RNA. It is a transcript of the gene tmprss7, whose product is annotated as transmembrane serine protease 7. Gene Ontology annotation, biological process: proteolysis. The record is from RefSeq and is a predicted model, not a curated record. The transcript has 17 exons. Gene Ontology annotation, molecular function: serine-type endopeptidase activity; protein binding. Bases 310 to 2832 code for a protein of 840 amino acids. Lineage: Eukaryota; Metazoa; Chordata; Actinopteri; Clupeiformes; Clupeidae.
CACCCUUGUAUUGCCUGUGUGUUAAGCCAUGAUAAAUCCCUGGGAGAAUACCGCGAACAGAGCUGAUGUUCCCCCUGCUCACCUGAGCGGAUACUGUUACAUCCUUCUAGUGUAGCAAAAAGAGCACCACAAUUUUACCGGUGCGGACGUCCUGCUUUGUAGCCUACACCUUCAUUGAUGGAUCGGUCGUUGUAUUAUUUUCAGGGGGAAUCCUUUAUCGAUCUUCACUUAAAAUAUGUAAAUGGCAGUUUUCAAAGCUCUUGAAACCCAGCAUUUGGAGAAAGCUGAUUUAAGUAAUGUUUUUGUGCCAUGGAGUCCGAGCGCGAAGACAGCGAGCAGAAGGGCGCAGACGAUGCGGCUCAAGGCGAUAUCGCAAGUAUUGCUGAUGUGUCAGUGGAAGUAGCGACUGUGGAUGCCAUGCUUCAGAAGCUAUGCCGGAGGUACAACAGACUCAGACGGAGGGAGGAGAGGGCGAGGAAGCUCAACUCCAUCUGGACCCUCCAGAACAUGGCCAUCAUCUUUACAGUAGUGGUGUUUGUGGUUGUGGUCAUCAUGUGGUCUCUCCUGUGGGUUUUCAUAUUUCGCAGGGAGAGCAACAGCGGAGUAUAUUUUGCUGGAAUCUUCCGUGUUGCCAAUGCAGAGUUCAUCCCAGAGUACCGGCAAGCAGAUUCUCAUGAGUUUGUGUCCAUGGCAACCAGGAUACAACAUGUUGUCAGUGAUGUGUACAAAACAUCAUCAGUAUCCAGACUCUACAGGAACACUUUUAUAUCAGAUCUGAGUAACGACAACAAAGGUGGGGUCCUAGUGCAUUUCUGGAUGGUGUUUGUGGUGCCUCAACUAAAGUCCCCCGCAGUGUGUGAGGAGUGUGUGGGAGCCAUCCUCAGAGACUCCGUCUUCACCAGCCUGAAGAACAGGUCCUCUGUGGGCUUCCUGCUGGGCCUCCCAGUGGACAUAGACUCCAUAUUGGUAAAUGCUUCACAGUGUGCGGAUAAGAUGUACGCCAGCCUGCCCGAGGUGAUGGUCCCCCUUAAAGUGAUCUCCUCCAGGGGGGUCCUGAGCUGCCACAUCAAGCUCACCUCUGCUCCAGGCACCGUCAUACGCCUCACCAUCAAGUCUCUCCACAUCGAGCCCACUGACUGUGUGAGCGACUCACUCACGGUGUACGACUCCCUGCUGCCUAUGAGGGGGAGGGUUCUUCAUCGGGCCUGUGAACCAGUGUCUCAUUCUGUGUCUAUGGUCUCCACCUCCAACGUCAUGCUGCUGUUCUUCAAAAUGAUACAAGGGACCAAAAGUUUCUUUGGACACUUUGAAGCCGUCAAUGAGGAGAAGUGUCUGCGCACGAUUAAGACCUCAGCAGACGCCGGCUCCAGCGGGCAGUUUACCAGUCCGUUCUACCCCAGCCUCCUGCCCCCACAGUGCUCCUGCACGUGGAGGUUUCAGGCCCCUCGUGCUGAUCUAGGGGUGGCCUUGACCUUCCAGAACUAUGUACUGAAUCGUAAGGACCUGAAUGCUUGUGAACACGGCUGGUGGACAGUCAAUGAAAUCAUAUACUGUGGAAGGUACAUUGGCCACUCCACGGUCUUCCGCAUAUCCGACCGGAAUCCUGAGGUGGUGUUCCGCUGCAACUCUCGGACUUCGGAGCCGCCCUUCACAGCCGCUUACAGCAGCUUCAAUAUCAGCCAACCCUGUCCUGCUGGGCAUUUUCUCUGCUCCACUGGCCUCUGUGUGGACAAGAGCCAGCGCUGUGAUGGGCUGGACGACUGUCAGGACGAGAGUGAUGAGGUCUUCUGUUCGAGUCCCACUAAGAACUGUGGAGGCAGCAGCCCUCUCCACCCCAUCUAUGUGUGUAAUGGUGAGAGCGACUGCUCCAAUGGGCGAGAUGAAAGCAACUGCACUAGAGAGACCCGCUGCUCUGACAUCAGCUACAGGUGUGAGAGUGGCACCUGCAUCCUGAAAAGAAACGCCAAGUGUGACGGAGUCCCCGACUGCCUGGACCGCAGCGAUGAGAAGGACUGUGCAUGUGGUCGGCCCUCUCUGGUGAAAAGAGUGGUAGACACUGCUUCUAUUCCCGCUGAUGUGGGUGGAGUUUCUGGACCGGAUCACAUGAUUGGUAGGAAUGUUGAGGGCCGUAUUGUAGGAGGGGUCAAUGCGCUGGAGGGGGAGUGGCCAUGGCAGGUCAGCCUCCUCUUCUCUGGACACCUGUACUGCGGAGCCUCUGUCAUUUCCUCUGAUUGGCUACUGUCAGCGGCGCACUGCUUCAGCAGGCUCUCGGACCCACGCCAGUGGGCGGCCCACAUGGGCAUGCUCACCCAGGGCAGUGCCAAGCACGUGGCAGACGUGCGUCGCAUUGUGGUGCACAAGUACUACAACGCGCGUAACUUCGACUACGACAUCGCCCUGUUGCAGCUGCGUAAGCCAUGGCCUCCGUCCCUCGGCUCCUUCAUCCAGCCCGCCUGCCUCCCGGCCACCUCCCAGGCCCUCAGUGAGCACCACCGCUGCUGGGUCACCGGCUGGGGAUACCGCUCUGAGCAAGAUAAAGUGUUGCCCACCGUGCUGCAGAAGGCCGAAGUUGGCAUCCUGAGCCAGAGCGAGUGCAAGAGGAGGUACGGACCGGUGUCGCCCCGGAUGCUGUGUGCUGGGGUGCCUUCAGGAGAACAGGACGCCUGUAGGGGAGACUCUGGGGGUCCGCUGGUGUGCCGGUCCCAGGUUGGGGGCCGCUGGUUCCUGACCGGGAUCGUGAGCUGGGGCGCGGGCUGUGGCCGCCCCAACCUGCCGGGCGUCUACACCAGGGUAGCCAAGUUCACAGAGUGGAUCCACAGUCACAUUCAAUGACCUCACAGUCACAGACAUGUCCCAAUCAGCCAAUCAAAGUUCACCGCUGACUCUACGCCCCUCCAAAAUGGCAUCCACUGAUAAUAUAUGGUCAUUAGCCUCUUAAAAGUACCUGUUCAUGUGUCGUUUCUUCCUGUUAAGCAGUAAAACAUGAACAAUAAAGCAUAUCUUGAGUUACUCCAUGGCUUUUCUUCUCUCCUCUUUUUGGAUGUCAAUCACAGCA